AUGGCAGAUGGCGAUGAUAUUUUAAAUGAAGAACGUCAAAUAAAUGAAGAUUAUAAAAUUUGGAAGAAAAAUUCAGCAUUUCUCUAUGAUUUAAUCAUGACUCAUGCUCUUGAAUGGCCUUCGCUUACUGUGCAAUGGUUACCAUAUACAUCGAAACCUGAAGAUGGAAAAGAUUAUACAACUCAUCGUCUUAUUCUUGGUACUCAUACAUCGGAUGAACAAAAUCAUUUAGUAAUUGCAUGUGUACAAAUUCCAAAAGAAGGUACAACAACUGAUUCAACACAAUAUGAAUCUGAACGAGGAGAAUUUGGUGGUUUUGGUUUAUUUAAUGCGAAAAUUGAAAUUGAAUUAAAAAUAAAUCAUGAUGGUGAAGUUAAUCGUGCUCGUUAUAUGCCACAAAACCCGUCACUUAUUGCAACAAAAUCUCCAUCAGCUGAAGUAUUAAUAUUUAAUUAUACAAAAUUAUCUAAUUUACCAAAAGAACAAUUAAUGGCAUUAAGUGCUGAGGCAUGUCCAGAAUUACGUUUACGUGGACAUACAAAAGAAGGUUAUGGUCUUUCAUGGAAUCCAAAUGCUAGUGGAAAUAUUCUAUCAGCAUCGGAUGAUCAUACAAUAUGUUUAUGGAAUAUUGAAAAAGCACCAACAGAAGGAAAAUUUGUUGAUCCAUUAGCUAUUUUUUCUGGGCAUCAAGCUGUUGUUGAAGAUGUUGCUUGGCAUUUAUUUCAUGAAACUUUAUUUGGUUCAGUUGGUGAUGAUUGCAAAUUGAUGAUUUGGGAUACACGUUCAUCAAAUUAUACAAAACCAUCUCAUGUUGUUGAUGCACAUGGUGCUGAAGUUAAUUGUUUAUCAUUUAAUCCAUUUUCAGAAUAUAUUUUAGCAACUGGUUCAGCUGAUAAAACCGUUGCACUUUGGGACCUUCGUAAUCUUAAAUUAAAAUUACACACAUUUGAAUCACAUAAAGAUGAAAUAUUUCAAGUUCAAUGGUCACAUCAUAAUGAAACAAUACUUGCAUCAAGUGGUACUGAUCGACGAUUACAUGUUUGGGAUUUAAGUAAAAUUGGUGAAGAACAAACAAGUGAUGAUGCUGAAGAUGGUCCACCUGAAUUAUUAUUUAUUCAUGGUGGUCAUACAGCUAAAAUAUCUGAUUUUUCAUGGAAUCCAACUGAACCAUGGGUUAUUUGUUCAGUAUCAGAAGAUAAUAUCAUGCAAGUUUGGCAAAUGGCGGAAAACAUCUAUACGGAAGAUGAAAAUGAAGCAAAUUCUGUUGAUCUUGAAUAA
Messenger RNA from Rotaria sp. Silwood2, 1278 nucleotides. The record is from the annotation of a GenBank genome assembly. Lineage: Eukaryota; Metazoa; Rotifera; Eurotatoria; Philodinida; Philodinidae.